CCUGGAAAUGGCCUUGGAGUUGGGGAGGAGACAUUUCUUUGACAAUUUGCAAGAAGACGCCAUUGGAGAACCGCGCUGACCUCACAGCUGAAAAAAACUAUUUAAGAAAGAUGUGGAAACCAGAUGUUUCAGGCACAGUUCAGCCGCUGUUCUGAGGAUUUAUUGCGGGCAGCCUCCGCCAGCCGGUUAACGUCCCUGCAGCUGACGAUAUGAUCAUCCUAACUUACUUACUUCUCUUGCUCUGGGAAGAGGCUCAAGGAUGGGGCUUCAAGGAUGGAAUUUUUCAUAACUCCAUAUGGCUUGAACAAGCAGCUGGUGUGUACCACAGAGAGGCCCGGUCCGGCAAAUACAAGCUCACCUAUGCAGAAGCCAAGGCGGUGUGUGAGUUUGAAGGCGGCCGUCUCGCCACCUACAAGCAGCUAGAAGCAGCCAGAAAAAUUGGAUUUCAUGUCUGUGCCGCCGGGUGGAUGGCCAAGGGCAGAGUUGGGUACCCCAUUGUGAAGCCAGGGCCCAACUGUGGAUUUGGAAAAACUGGAAUUAUCGACUAUGGAGUCCGUCUCAACAGGAGUGAAAGAUGGGAUGCAUACUGCUACAACCCACAUGCAAAGGAGUGCGGUGGUGUCUUUACAGAUCCAAAGCGAAUUUUUAAAUCUCCAGGCUUCCCAAAAGAGUACGAGGAUAACCAGAUCUGCUAUUGGCACAUUAGACUCAAGUACGGCCAGCGCAUUCAGCUGAGUUUUUUGAACUUUGACCUUGAAGAUGACCCGGGUUGCCUGGCUGACUAUGUUGAGAUAUAUGACAGCUAUGAUGAUGUCCAUGGGUUUGUUGGAAGGUACUGUGGGGAUGAACUUCCGGAAGACAUCCUCAGCACAGGAAACGUCAUGACCUUGAAGUUUCUGAGUGACGCUUCAGUGACUGCAGGGGGCUUCCAAAUCCGGUACUCGGCGGUGGAUCCAGUAUCCAAGUCCAGUCAAGGGAAAAACACUAGUACCACAUCUACUGGGAGCAAAAACUUUUUAGCUGGAAGAUUUAGCCAUCUAUAAAUCAAACAAAAGAUGUUCCAAAUGUGCAAUGCUUGUGUUUGCAUCUUUGAAACCUCUUUAAUCUCACUGUGUGUUAUUGUUUGUGUUAACAUUUAUUUAUUAUGUUUCUAAAUGUGAAAGUAAUAUACCUAAUUUGGUGAGAAAUUUAAAAAUACUGAAAAAUUCAAAAGCAAGAAUAGAAUCUCUCCUAAUCCACCAUAUGGAAAUAAUUAGUGCUAACAUUUAUAUGUUCUUUUUUCAUUUUUCCACUUGUAGUGUAUGUAUAUAUGUAUCUAUAUGUAUUUGUAUUUUAAAUUUUGGAAUCCUUUCUGUACAGAUUUGCACACUGGUUUUUGUGAUUUUUUUUUUAAACUUUAAACCUAAGCAUUUCCUAAAUCAUUGAGUAUUCUACAAAAACAUGAUUUGAAUAGUUGUAGAAUAUUCCCUAUGUUAUUUAAAUCUCUGUUGUUGAAAUUUUAGAUUGUUUUCAGGAAUAUUACUGCAAUAAA
This is a messenger RNA of Octodon degus (degu), 1531 nucleotides long. It is a transcript of the gene Tnfaip6, whose product is annotated as TNF alpha induced protein 6. NCBI's taxonomy places the organism in Eukaryota, Metazoa, Chordata, Mammalia, Rodentia, Octodontidae. The record is from RefSeq and is a predicted model, not a curated record. The transcript has 7 exons. The coding region runs from base 210 to 1043 and encodes 277 amino acids. Gene Ontology annotation, molecular function: hyaluronic acid binding. Gene Ontology annotation, biological process: negative regulation of inflammatory response; cell adhesion.